GCCGCGCCGGAGAGUGUACGCGUGGAGGUCUUUUCGACCGCGUCGUAUUUUUUUUCUGGGCUGCUGAUUCUGCAAAUAUUUUUUUCGACAGCCACCGAAGAGGGCGACGAUAUUUCGCUCGAAGAAGGAAGUUGACAAGCACGUCUCAUGUUUUUUGGGCGAAAUUCAAGGACGAACACGAGAAAAAGAUAAGAGGUUUCAACUUUGCCAAACUCUAUGUUGUGGUCAAGGAUUAUGAGUCUGCCAGACACUCACAUGAUCCAUGCUGUGUGAAUUUUGUAAGUACCUUGCUGCCUUCUUGACUGUAUGUGGGAAUAAUCCAGCUGCACACAAGCUGAUGGGACAGAUUCAAGAGGCCACUGAAAAGCAAUAUGGAGCCAUUAAGUCUUGCAAGUGUUCCUUGACCCUGGAUGAAAGCCAGAAAGAUGUUGUGAAGAAUGUUGGCUGGAACAUGUGGAAAACAGUUUUCCUGGUCAUAAGGUUAUGUUUAAGCUCAAGGAAAACAUGGCGAGGGCGCAAGGUGUGCCUGACGUGAAGGACAUGGAGGACCUGAUCACAUCAGAGAUUGUGACAAGUCCACUGGAUGUGUCAUUGAGAGUCAAGCUUCUGCGGCUGCUACUGCACAUUGGGCGUGUACGGGAUGCCUACAACAACGCCUUCCAAAUAGAGGAAGAACCACAAUUCAUUGCCAAGGCUGCAUACUCAAUUCAGUGGCAAUCCUGCAUGACCGAUGUCAUGAAGGCAUACCACCAGGAUCGAGCUGGCCCAGUAGACGAGCUUUUCUUGACGAAGUACUUGCUGACAUUAGACCAGCUAACCAUUUUGAUGCUGCACAACCCCAACAGUUCAACACUGUUUGCUGUGUCUGGUUCAAAAGACAUAGAGCCAUACAAGCAGGGGGAACAAUCUUUGCUGGAUGAUGCAGUCAGUGUCAUUAAAUCCUUGGAUGACCUACUCAAGGAGGCACACAAGAAGAAGUUCUUAUCUGGCUCCUGGAACUUUAUACUGCAGCAUUUUACUGCCCAGCUCUACCUCCACAUGGCCACCUUGGUGCUGAAGAACCCCGUGAAGGUGAGCUGCAACUGGCAAGUGGCACACCGCUGGGCUGCAGCGUUGCUACUGAAUGCUUAUGCAGCGCAUCCUCCUAGUGCCCUGUCCCAGGAAGACUGGUUCUUAGCACUGGAUUCAGGGGAGCGAAAUCUUUACCACAAUAUCUGCCUCCGAGCACAUCACCGGCUUUCCGUCUCAGGUCACAUACUGCACAUUCUUUGCAAUGCUGAAGACAAGAGUAGCUGGCUUUCUGACAUAAAGCAGGAAGUGUGCACACCCGAGGUUCGAAACAGGAUUUACAGGAGCAUUUUUGAUGAAAAAGGCAAGACUUCAUGGUUCCUCCAGGACACAACUUUUACCAAUUGUACUACUGAAUUUCCCUCACCUGCAGCUCUUUAUAAACAUGAUCAAGAGUCUCAGUGGCUGCACCCUUCAUCCCUUGACCACCUGGCUUGGUUGGCACUCCAGUGGAGUUAUCUGCAGGACAAGAAGCAUGCGGUCAUCGAGCAGUGCUUCGAGCUGCAAGUGUUUGAGAAGCUUCCAUUGAAGCCGCAUUCAUUCACAUCUGGGGCCGCCGAAACGUUGAGCCAAGUGGACGUGCAAGCAUUUCUGGAAGCAACUUGUUAUUGCGCGAGUCAGGCACUGGGUCGCAAAGCCUUUCCUCUCGGCCAAGGGCCCUUGGCACUUCCACCUCAUGUUGGAAUGCAGCUGUGCACGGGUUCUCAGGCCGACUGGUGGAGUGCCGCAUACCACAUGUAUGCCAGCAGUUGCAGGAGCGAGAUGGCUGACGUCAGGCGCAUACUGCAAAGAGGGCUUGAAGUCAUUCGGGCAAUUGGAAACCAUGGCAUGGACCUUUCCCUGGUUGUUCACUUGGCCAGGAUAUUUGCCAACAAGUCAUCGCACAGGCAUGCUGAUGGCCUAGAGGAAGAAGCGGAGGCCUUUCAAGAUCAAGCGGCACGCUACUGGGAGGCUGUGCUCACCAUGCUUGAGACAUAUCGCAUUACCAGGAGCCCAGUGACACCAUCAGGCCGUCUGUUCUGUGUGCCAGGUGGUCGUGGUGCGACCAGCCUGCAGGAACUGAGGAACAUCAAACAAGAAGCCAAGAUGUUCCUAGCCAUGUGUGCCAUGAAUUCAGGCUGCCUGGACGAGGCUGCCGAGAUGUUUUCAGAGAUUAUGACUGCUCAGGCUGCAUACUACACGGCACUUGUGAUGGAAAAGAUGGCUUGCAAGGCUUCCCGACGGGGUGCGCGGUAUACCCUGCUGCUGAAGGAACGGGCGGCAUUGCAGCUUGCCCUUGAGCGUGGCUGCCGGCAAUCAGACUGGACCCUGAUCUCCACAGUGUCUGCUCAAUUGGAUGACCUUCAGGAGCGCCUGAACUUGACCAGUGUCACCAAUGGCUACCAUGAUGACGACAACAAUGAUGAACCAUCAAGAGGAGGACAGGGUGAUUCCCUACAUCUGUCUGCUCAUUCUAGCGCUAGUUCUGUGCAUUGGGCUCGGCAGAGCAGCACCCCCAAACCUGACAAAAGCUUCUAUCCAGCAUGCACACCACCAGAGAAAUCUCCUACUUCAGAGGCAACCCUUGAGUCACUGUCAUGUCAGCCAAGGUCUGCUGCAGCUGUGGAAGCACCUGCCAUUGCUAGCCGAUUUCUAGAGCUGCAGCUGCAUUCUAUAUCACUGCACCAGGAGCUGGCAGUGAGUCGGCUUCACGGAAUGCAAGAGGCCAGUCAAAGCCUGAUCAAGGAGCAACUUGACAAUCACAGAGCUGUUCUUGCAGAAGUCAAGCAACAAAAGGCUGCCAUGGAACAACUCACGAAAAAAAUUGAUGAGGUGGCUGCAACGACUGCUAUGGCAGCCGAUGCUGCUCUCUGCUCGCAACGCCAGAAUGAAGGCUCUGAGCACAGAGAUGAGCAAGUCAGUGGCCGUGGCUUAGAACAUAACUACUCUCGCUAUGAGACAGCAGCUUCUAGCAGAGCGACACCACGGAUGGCAAGAAGUCGACGCCGUACUGCAUUGCCGCUGUCUGUUCCACAUGUGCAAGGCCCUGCAUACGGAAGCUACUCAAUGCCCCAUUUUGGCCACUCAUUUGCCUCGCAACACUUGGGCCAAGCUUUGGCAUGUCAUUUUGCAUGGCAGCUGUUCCUUUCACCACAAGGCACUAUAGCAUUAUCAACUGUGCCAACGCCUUUCCCUGGUGUUGCAGGACAGUUUGCAAAUGACAACAGCCGCCCACCUCCAUCCACCGUGUCUGCCAGCAGCACUCCAUCUCGCGUUGUAAAUGCAGAUGAGCUUCCCAUGCCGACGACCACCACCAAUGCCUUGCCCAUUUGGGGAGGGGCAGGUGGUUCCCCACAGACUGCGCCUCCAUCUUUUCCCACCUCUACGUUCAUUACUCCGAGUACAAUGGCUGCCUACUGCCAGGCCGUUAGUGCACCUCAGCCAGGAGCCGUAGAAACAACAGCACCACUAGCCUCUACUCCAAAUGACCAGGCACCAUUCACUGCGUUUGGCACAGAAACAGAAAGAGGAAACCAGAGAUUAUCGCCCUUCUCUCUGAAGUCAUUUGACAUCAACCGGCUGCCUCCAUCUACCUUGUCUGCCAGCAGUGCGCCAUUUCACUUUGCAAAUGGGGAUGUUGUCGAAGCAUCAAACUUUAGCCACCAUGCAGAGCCACAGCUUCCAGCAGUUGUUGCAGCCAUACCGACUAAGUCACUGCAUCCUCCACAUUGCCAAGCCAUUUGUCAGCAAACUACAGACAGCAAGGGUGCUGAUGACAGUAAUUCCUCUCCUGGCAGCAUCCUGACUACUUAUGCAGCAAACAGCAAGGCUACCACAUUUCCAGACUCGAUGUCAUGCUUUAGUGCUCCAGGAACUGUGUCGGCACCCUCUUUGUUUGGCUCCAAAGCAUCCACCACAGCAACACCAGCACAAUUAUAUGGUUCACAAAUGGCUGUGUCCAGUGCAUCAGUGACUGGAGGUACUGCAUUGCCAAUUCCAACAUCAAGCCUUAGCACCUCCAAAAUGGUGCUGGCAUCUUCCGUCUCUGGAUCUAUAACAUAUGGCAAGGCGACAUCUACUCAACCCUUAGACUUGCCAUUAUCUAUGUGUAGCACUGCAACCGUCGUGGCACCUUUAUUUACAGUGCCGAACUUGUGCUUUAGCACUCCAAAGGCUACACCGGCCGCAUCAAUGUUUGGAGCCGCAACAGCUACUAGAAUGACGCCUGCUCUGUCAUCUGGCUUACCAGUAACUACAUCCACUGUAGCAGCCAUAUACACUGUAGCAACCACAUCCACUACAUUUUCAGUGUCAGCCAUUGGCACAUCUGCGGCAAUGCUGGCACCAUCCAUGUUUGAACCCACCACAGGCACCACAGUGGCACCUGCUGCAUCCACUACAGCAAUCACUAUUCCAACUAAAUUUUCAGCACUGACACCUUCUGUCCUAUCUUUUGAUUCACAAGGGACUACGCCAGCUGUGUCAGGCUCUUUUUACACAGGCAUGUCCCGUUUGCAUGCAACUACUUUUGAUAACUUUAGUCGAAGCCCAGAGUCCUCUACAUGCACAUGCAAUGUGAACAAUGGUGCCAACAGACUCGCAUGUCAAGUACAUGGUUUGAAAAAGCAAGACAUUGUGGGACACAAGACUGCAGAAUUCUCACAGCCUGCUAUAGAGUUGAAUGCUGUGGCUUCAACUCCAGAUGUAAAUGCUCCCACCAAGCUUUUUGACAUGAAAGGUCUCGUUUUCACACUUGGUGCCUCCGCACUAAGCCAUAACCUUCCAUCAUUUGGUGGUGUGUUUGGUGGCUCUCGGGCUUCAGGAAAUGAGGAGUUUGGUCAGUUCCAGUUUGGUAGUACCCCAAAAGCGACAGAGUAUCGAACCAAUGUAGUAGACUCUGCUGCAAUAGCAACUACAGCAAAGGAACCAUCACAUUCUGUUUUAGACGGUAAUGUCACUUUGUCUGGAAGAAAGGAACCCAUGUCAGCUGCGUCAGUGCUUGGCAGCACUGCCACAUCAGCAAACAAUGUUUCGAAAGGAUUUGAAGUUACCAGCUCAUUAAAAGUGGGUGCAUUUUCCAAAGAAAGAAUGCCUGCUGUUGCGGAGACUGCGACAAGUGUUCCAUCGAGACCUGGACCAGCUGCAAGCACUUCGUAUUCUUCUUUGGCCCAGAAAUCAUCAAGCACCGUGUUCAGUGAGCCUGUGUCUACUGCCUCUUCGAUUGUGAUUGGGCUUCCGAGAGAAAAAGUGUCAAUUGGCACGGAGACAGUAACGUGUGAACCACCACUGACCCUACAUGUGAACCAACAACUUUUGCCCAAUGGUCCCAGCCUGCUUGCAGGCUCCUCAUCUCUUCCGUUAGGUGGGGAAAAUGAUAAGAAGCAAGAACACAGGCCUUUUGACGCACAACCAAUAGCAGCAGGCAAUUUAACAAAUAGCACGCCUUCGCCAGAUAAGAAAGAACCUAAAUUGGCCAGACCUGUGCUUGGCAGCGCUGAUUCAUCAUCAAGGACUGUGUGUAGUGAGCCUCUGUCUACUGCUUCUUCGAUUGUGGUGGAGCUUCCAAGAGGAAAAGUUUCAAUUGGCACAGAGACAGCAACAUUUGAAACACCAGUGCCCAGCCUAGUCGUAGGCUCCUCAUCUCUUCCAUUAGGUGGGGAAAAUAAGGAGAAAGCAGAACAGAAGCCCUUUAAUGCACAGCCAGUAGCAGCAGGCAAUUUAACAAAUAGCACACCGUCACCAGAUAAGAAGGAACCUAAAUUGGCCAGACCUAUGCUUGGCAGCGCUGCUUCAUCAUCAGGGACAGUGUCUAGUGAGCCUGUGUCUACUGCUUCCUCGAUUAUGGUAGAGCUUCCAAGAGGAAAAGUGUCAACUGGCACACAGACAGCAACACAGACUGUGUCAGGGACUGUGUCUAGUGAGCCUGUGUCUACUGCUUCUUCGAUUCUGGUAGAGCUUCCAAGAGGAAAAGUGUCAACUGGCACACAGACAGCAACAUGUGAACCACCAGUGCCCAGCCUAGUUGCAGGCUCCUCAUCUCUUCUGUUAGGUGGGGAAAAUGAUAAGGAGAAAGAAGAACAAAACCUUUUUAACGUACAGCCAGUAGCAGCAGGCAAUUUAACAAAUAGUACACCUUCACCAGGUAAGAAGGAACCUAAAUUGGCCAGACCUGUGCUUGGCAGCGCUGCUUCAUCAUCAGGGACAGUGUCUAGUGAGCCUGUGUCUACUGCUUCCUCGAUUAUGGUAGAGCUUCCAAGAGGAAAAGUGUCAACUGGCAUGCAGACAGCAACACAGACUGUGUCAGGGACUGUGUCUAGUGAGCCUGUGUCUACUGCUUCUUCGAUUGUGGUGGAGCUUCCAAGAGGAAAAGUUUCAAUUGGCACAGAGACAGCAACAUUUGAAACACCAGUGCCCAGCCUAGUCGUAGGCUCCUCAUCUCUUCCAUUAGGUGGGGAAAAUAAGGAGAAAGCAGAACAGAAGCCCUUUAAUGCACAGCCAGUAGCAGCAGGCAAUUUAACAAAUAGCACACCGUCACCAGAUAAGAAGGAACCUAAAUUGGCCAGACCUAUGCUUGGCAGCGCUGCUUCAUCAUCAGGGACAGUGUCUAGUGAGCCUGUGUCUACUGCUUCCUCGAUUAUGGUAGAGCUUCCAAGAGGAAAAGUGUCAACUGGCACACAGACAGCAACACAGACUGUGUCAGGGACUGUGUCUAGUGAGCCUGUGUCUACUGCUUCUUCGAUUCUGGUAGAGCUUCCAAGAGGAAAAGUGUCAACUGGCACACAGACAGCAACAUGUGAACCACCAGUGCCCAGCCUAGUUGCAGGCUCCUCAUCUCUUCUGUUAGGUGGGGAAAAUGAUAAGGAGAAAGAAGAACAAAACCUUUUUAACGUACAGCCAGUAGCAGCAGGCAAUUUAACAAAUAGUACACCUUCACCAGGUAAGAAGGAACCUAAAUUGGCCAGACCUGUGCUUGGCAGCGCUGCUUCAUCAUCAGGGACAGUGUCUAGUGAGCCUGUGUCUACUGCUUCCUCGAUUAUGGUAGAGCUUCCAAGAGGAAAAGUGUCAACUGGCAUGCAGACAGCAACACAGACUGUGUCAGGGACUGUGUCUAGUGAGCCUGUGUCUACUGCUUCUUCGAUUCUGGUAGAGCUUCCAAGAGGAAAAGUGUCAACUGGCACACAGACAGCAACAUGUGAACCACCAGUGCCCAGCCUAGUUGCAGGCUCCUCAUCUCUUCUGUUAGGUGGGGAAAAUGAUGAGAAAGCAGAACACAACGCUUCUAAUGCAGAACCAGUAGCAGCAGGCAAUUUAACAAAUGCGACCCCUUCACCAGAUAAGAAGGAACCUAAAUUAGCAAUACCUGUGCUUGGCAGCACGGCUUCAUCAUCAACGACUGUGUGUAGUGAGCCUGUGUCUACUGCUUCUUCGAUUGUGGUGGAGCUUCCAAGAGGAAAAGUGUCAAUUGGCACAGAGAUAGCAACAUGUGAACCACGAGUGUCCUGCCUAGUGGCAGGCUCCUCAUCUCUUCUGUUAGGUGAGGAAAAUGAUGAGGCGAAAGAAGAGCACAGGCUUGUUAACACACAGCAAAUAGCAGCAGGCCAUUUAAACAGUAGCGCCACUUCACCAGAUAAGAAGGAACCUAAAUCGACCAGACCUGUGCUUGGCAGCAUGGCUUCAUCAUCAGGGACUGUGUGUAGUGUGCCUGUGUCUACUUCUUCUUCAAUUGUGGUGGAGCUUUCAAGAGGAAAAAUGUCAAUUGAUGUGGAGACAGCAACAGGUGGGCCGCCAACACCCAGCUUGGUUGCAGGCUCCUCAUCUCUUCCAUUAGGUGCGGAAAGUAAGGAGAAAGCAGAACACAAGCCUUUUGAUGUACAGCCAUUUUCAACUGGCAAUUUCACAAAUAGCACCCCUUCACCAGAUAAGAAGGAACCUAAAUUGGCCAGACCUGUGCUUGGAAGUGUUGCUACAUCAUCAAGAACUGUGUGUAGUGAGCCUGUGUCUACUGCUUCUUCGAUUGUGGUGGAGCGUCCAAGAGGAAAAGUGUCAAUUGGCACAGAGAUAGCAACAUGUGAACCACGAGUGUCCUGCCUAGUGGCAGGCUCCUCAUCUCUUCUGUUAGGUGAGGAAAAUGAUGAGGAGAAAGAAGAGCACAGGCCUGUUAACACACAGCAAAUAGAAGCAGGCCAUUUAAACAGUAGCACUUGUUCACCAGAUAAGAAAGAACCUAAAUCGACCAGACCUGUGCUUGGCAGCACUGCUUCAUCAUCAAACACUGUGUGUAGUGAGCCUGUGUCUCCUGCUUCUUCGAUUGUGGUGGAGCUUUCAAGAGGAAAAGCGUCAAUUGAUGUGGAGACAGCAACAAGUGGUCCGCCAACACCCAGCCUGGUUGCAGGCUCCUCAUCUCUUCCAUUAGGUGCGGAAAGUAAGGAGAAAGCAGAACACAAGCCUUUUGAUGUACAGCCAGUUUCAACUGGCUAUUUCACAAAUAGCACCCCUUCACCAGAUAAAAAGGAACCUAAAUUGGCCAGACCUGUGCUUGGCAGCGUUGCUACAUCAUCAAGAACUGUGUGUAGUGAGCCUGUGUCUACUGCUUCUUCGAUUGUGGUGGAGCUUCCAAGAGGAAAAGUGUCAAUUGGCACAGAGAUAGCAACAUGUGAACCACGAGUGUCCUGCCUAGUGGCAGGCUCCUCAUCUCUUCUGUUAGGUGUGGAAAAUGAUGAGGAGAAAGAAGAGCACAGGCCUGUUGACACACAGCAAAUAGCAGCAGGCCAUUUAAACAGUAGCACUUCUUCACCAGAUAAGAAAGAACCUAAAUCGACCAGACCUGUGCUUGGCAGCACUGCUUCAUCAUCAAACACUGUGUGUAGUGAGCCUGUGUCUUCUGCUUCUUCGAUUGUGGUGGAGCUUUCAAGAGGAAAAGCGUCAAUUGAUGUGGAGACAGCAACAUGCAGGCCGCCAACACCCAGCCCUGUCACAGGGUCCUCAUCUCUUCUGUUAGGUGGCAAAAAUGAUAAGGAGAAAGAAGAACCGAUCGCCAACAGGGGCCCAGCUCUGAGCUCAUCCAGUAAUUAUGAUAAUGCCAGCAAGCUUUCCAGUGCACACGCAGAGCCAGAAGAACCCAUGUUCUUAUUUGGUGUCACUCUCCCAAAUAGGAAACAGUUGGAUUCAGUCACCACUGCACAUGUUGGAACCACAUUUGGGGACGAUGCAUUUACGUGUUCCAUUUGCGUUGACCAAAAUGUGAAAGAAGUUUCUUGCCAGUUGACUGGAUUUGGUGGAUUUCUGUCUGUUGGUCCACAAAAUGUCGAACAGAUUUCAGAGGAUCCAGAACAAGUUAGCUCUUUUGUUACAGUGGAUACUGUGAUGGAGCUACCAACUUCUAGCUCUUCAGUGGAAUCAUUGUUGAAGUCUACUACUAUCGCUAAGAGAGAGGAAUCGACCGAGCUGCCUUCAGCAGCUAAUGUGAAUGUUUCUUUGUCUAGCCCACUAGGAGGCACUAUGAGCACCACCCAGAUUGCAUCAACAAGCCAUGCGUUUGAAUUUGGUGUGACACUGCCGGAUCAGAGAGCAUCUGUUUCACUUAGUUCUUCAUAUCCUGAUACUACUUCCAUGUCAGAAAAGAAUGUGUUCAGUUUAAAAAACACGACAAUAGUUUCUGGACACAAAGCGACACCUAUUGAUGUAGCGGGUGCAGAUGUUGAAUUAGCAAAUUCCAGCUCCUGUGUACGACUUUUGUCCAACGGUUCCACUAUUGCCAUGAAAGAUGAAUCCGCUGCGCAAAGCCAUCUGUCAAUGACUGCCACAGGCGAUGCAGAAACUAUUAAGCUGAGUUCAACACCAAACAAACUUGAACUACAGGUUGCAUUCCCCUUGCCACUUGAGCCACAGGUCACAUCUCCUCAAGCAAAGCCAUCAGCUUCAACACUAGGCACCAUUAGGCAGCAAGCAGAUUCGCUACAAAGCACUGGUGAAGCGGCAGAGGACUUUGAAUCCAGUGCCCUGCUUGAGCCAAUGGUCUCACUGCCAGAGCUUAUGGAGAUCACAACAGGUGAAGAGGAUGAAGACGUCCUGUUUUGUGAGCGAGCAAAGCUUUCUCAAUUUGAUGCUGGGACAAAGCAGUGGAAAGAGCAUGGAAUUGGGCUGCUGGAAAGUGAAGACAAACCCUGUGAUAAAAACCUUGCAGCCCAGUUUAGGACACAGGAACAGGCAGACGUUUUCAAACAGACAUUUGAGAGCUGCAAGGACAAAGCCCAGUCCAUAAAAACACUGAAAGAAGAUGCAGGGGAGGGAAAAAGUGGUGCAACCCAGCAGCAGGCUGACAUGAAGAGGCCACAGGAGCUGGCAGCCACCAUGCAAGAUUCCCUAAAUAGCUAUGCAUGUGACGAGCUUGCCCCAUAUGAAGAAAUGCAUGCACCCUAUGAGACCUUAACAUAUGGUAAGCUAGCUAACGAAAUUGCUAGUUUACGUGGUUAUAUUGCAGAAAACAUCAAUGUACCUGCCUCCAAUGGCAUGAGCUCCCCUCUCAGCACUGCGUGCUCAGGAAUUUCACCAGGCAUGUCUACCUCUGGUAUUUCCAGUGCCAGUAGCACACCACAGUUUGUCAAUUUGAGCCCCGAAGCAAGACAGUUGGCUUCUAGAGUAGUGUCAAGUACCAUCAAGCCUUUAAAACCUAUGCUUGAUACCCUACCUUUGCAUACCUUAGCGUCACCAUCGUCUUUUGCAUUUGAGAUGACCAUCUGUAAGUCCUCUUCGAAACCAGCUACCAGUACACCAGUAGCAACAGUGUCUACAGUGGCAAGUGGCUUGCAAUUGUCAGCGACACAGUCAGAAAGUGGUUGCACUUCUUCCCGAGACGGGAGCACAGAAAGCAGUCCAAGACGAGCUGGGAUGGAUUCUUGUCACACUGGUACUUCCAGGCGAGGAGUUGGGCGUUCACUGUUUGGCACUGCUACAACAGCUAAGAAAAGCUCGAAACAUGGAGGAAAGCAGCCACGAAGAACUAGCUUUUGAAGAGACCAUCAAGAAACCCACGGCACCAAUUUUUUAAGCUUAUAUUUUAUCCAUCUUAUUGUUUGGCUAAUUGCCCACCGUGACGACAAGCAGUCACAUGGCUUGGAGAAACAGUAGUCAGUAUAUUACCGUAAUCAUUUUUGGGCAACAUUUUAUGUACAAUUCUUAUAUACUAAUGUUUGCAUUUGGCUGACAUAAGAAGGUGAAUUGUGAUAAAAAUGUGAAAAUAAAAACACCUCAUGGGUUUUGCAUAA
Dermacentor albipictus is the source of this 11312-nucleotide messenger RNA. Its product is annotated as platelet binding protein GspB-like. Gene Ontology annotation, biological process: intracellular transport. Lineage: Eukaryota; Metazoa; Arthropoda; Arachnida; Ixodida; Ixodidae. The record is from RefSeq and is a predicted model, not a curated record.